Messenger RNA from Octopus sinensis (East Asian common octopus), 1206 nucleotides. RefSeq lists its product as uncharacterized. Bases 1 to 1206 code for a protein of 401 amino acids. The transcript is spliced from 4 exons. Gene Ontology annotation, molecular function: serine-type carboxypeptidase activity. NCBI's taxonomy places the organism in Eukaryota, Metazoa, Mollusca, Cephalopoda, Octopoda, Octopodidae. The record is from RefSeq and is a predicted model, not a curated record. Gene Ontology annotation, biological process: proteolysis.
AUGGUACAAUUUUACGUCAUUCCAUCAAUUUUCAAUCCGCGAAAAACCGGUCUUGGUAAAGUUGACAUUCUUUUGCCGCCAUUUGAACGAAUUAGAAGUAAAUCUAAUGGAAACCACUCUGCCCCAGUGUUGGCCUGGCUUCAGGGAGGACCCAGUGGCUCUUCUCUAUACAGCCUGUUCGAGGAGCACGGCCCGUUUACCAUUGACAAAUACUUGAAGGUGAUUCAACGCAAUGUGACCUGGACAAGGCAUUGUUCUGUAAUUUACAUCGACAACCCAAUGACACCUAUAAAUGACUUGAAGUUGAAGUACUUUGACCAGGUUAUAAACGGGGAUUUGACUCCCUACCUCACUCGUUUCUUCAAUCUGACUGGACGGAGAAAUUAUUUCAAUUACAUGGCCAAUAAAGUUGAAAAACUUAAAGAAUAUUUCAAAGGGAGUCAAAUAUUUUUAGUAAUAGACGAAACCCAACAUUCUUUAAAAAAAUAUGUGAACAUUAUUGCUGGAAAGAUUGACAACCCAACCAAUAUAUAUUUAAUUGACUGUAUUUGUGUUGAGAUUGCUGAUGCAAGUUCAGUUUGUCAAACAAUUGAUGAUUGCUUACGAAAUUACCAAAUUGAAAGAAAAAACUUUGUUUUGUUGUUAACUGAUGCUGCACCGUAUAUGAUGUCAGCCGCAACUAGCAUACGUAUAUUUUAUCCAAAUAUGAUUCAUCUUACUUGUUUCGCCCAUUUACUUCAUAAUUGUGCACUAAAAGUGCGUUCUCACUAUCAAGACAUCGAUUUCUUAAUAUCAUCGAUGAAGAUUGUGACGCUUAAAAAUAAAAGUCGUCAAAAGCUUUUUUCAGAAUUUGGUCUACCUUCAGAUGUUGUUGUCACAAGAUGGGGCAGCUGGCUUAAUGCUGCAACAUAUUAUUCAAAACAUUUGAACAAAAUUUCCUCGUUAUCGAAUAAUGGAAAAAUUGUUCUGAAUGCAAAGAAGGCGAUAGAUUCUGAUUCACUGGAGCGGAACCUAGCAAACAUAUCAUUUUACAACUGUCUAAGCGAAGGAAUAAAGAAAUGUGAAGAUACUUUUUAUACUGUUAAAGAUGCUAUUCAAUAUACACUAAAACCUCUCGAAUCCGCCAAAUUUGGGACCUGGGAAAUUACGGCGGAUUCGAGAGUUUGGCGGAUUCGAGAGACAAAUUUGAAUAUUUUUAUUUGUUAA